UAUUUAUUUUUACCAUUUUUUUACCAUUGACCCGUAACUCAGUAUUGUAAUUCUAAAGCUUAAACAGGCCUAUUUGUAGCUUUGAGAUUAUCACAUGCUAAAUGUUUAUAAUAUUCCACAGCAUGGAAAUCCACAUCCACCACAUUAAGUGUUUCUGAAAAGCAGACCGAAAGCGCCUCUCGUUUUGAACUUGAGUGUAAAUAAAUUGUUUUGACCCACCGCAUGCAUGAAAACCAGAAGAGCAGUCUGUAACUCACUGUUUAUGUGCUUAAAGGGCUGUUGGGGCAAUUACAGUGUAUCAUAAAGGUUUACUAUUUUAGCACUUGAUCUCCUUUUCGAUACCUUGUUGCUUUUUGGUUUUAUACAGGCUACGUGGCUCACAAGGCUCAGCGGCAAUGUCAGUGUUAACGAAGUCAGUGGUCGUAAACAUAAUGCUGUUCAAGUUAAAUUCUGUUUUUAUUCGUUUAUACUUUCAAAAACGACUGAUCAGGUUUAUGUAGAUUUGACUUUAAAAAAAAAUCUAGUAGCUUGAAAAAGAUAUGGGAUACAAGGGUUACGUGCGCACAGAGGGAGGAGUCAUCGGUGCUCGUUGCGAUUUAAUUGGCUGUUAGCUCACACUGAGUUGUAUAGUUAUCAGUAAUUAUUUUCAGCAUGUUUUGCACAAGAAAUGUCAUCCAGAAAGGGCAAUCUUCUUCCACCGUCAAAUUAUACCACAAAGAUGUCAUGCUCCGAUAGUCCAUCUGGAAAUUCGUUUCUGGUAGACUCCUUGAUCCACGGAAGGGCCGAGGGAAGUGGACACUACUACCAAAACAGCGGGGUCUACUUGCCACCGACCUCCGAGUAUUCUUACGGACUGUCUAACUGUGGCUAUUUUUCUGGACUCAAACGGACCGAGAGCAAUUCGCAAAAUGUAGUACCUACGUGUGGGCCAUAUCAAGGAAUGGAAACAUGGCUGGAGACGUCGAGGUCCUGUCGCAUUGAACAGCCUAACAACCAAAUUACCCCACGGUCGUUCUCGCCCACCAUAAAAGAGGAAAACUCUUACUGCUUAUACGAGUCUGAGAAGUGUCCAAAAGACACUAUUACAGAGGAUAUAUCGUACUCGCGGCUUACACCAAACUCAUGUCCAUCUAGCAACAAUAACGGCUGUGUUCCGGUGCCCGGUUACUUCCGUCUAUCUCAGACGUGCACCACAUCUAAAGGUUUUCCAGACAACCAGUCUAUAUCGACUCAUCUUGCUGCUCAACGCUCGAGCCGAUUUGACAGCUCUCUUUCAGCCAUAGCAGCAGCAGAAGCAAGCAGGGAAGAGAGCGACGAACCCCCCACAUGCGCACCAUGUGCCCCGGGAAGAAACAAGGAGCUAAGGGGGUCCACUGGCACCGCUUCAUCUCCCGAACCACCAGACAGCCCGGAGAAGGCGGUCACGGUUACUAAAGCAGGAGAUUCCAAAAGUGAGAAUACAGCUAACUGGCUGACUGCGAAGAGUGGCCGUAAGAAGCGUUGCCCCUACACCAAACAUCAGACACUAGAGCUGGAGAAAGAGUUCCUCUUCAACAUGUACUUGACACGAGAGCGUCGCCUCGAGAUCAGCCGCAGUGUUCACCUCACGGACAGACAAGUCAAAAUCUGGUUUCAGAACCGACGGAUGAAGCUGAAGAAAAUGAGUCGAGAAAACAGAAUCCGAGAGUUGUCGACCAACUUCAGUUUUACAUGAAGCCUCCUCGCUUUAUAGAUCUCUGGCGCCCUCCUCCUCCAUCAGCUGCAGUGGUAGCCUACUUACAACAAACCGUCUCCGUAGGUGUGUGUGUGUGUGCAUAUUUGACUUGUGCAAGAUACUAUUGAUAACUUAUUGUGUGUCGUAUACUGUUGACGUUUUUAUCUGUUUAUGUAUAAUUUUAUUUGACAUCCCAGUCGUCAUAACAUGUCAUGGUUAUUUAUAAACUGUCAAGAGUACUUCACUGUAAAAGCAAGAGAGGAAAAUAUCGAAUGCUGAAGGUGUUCAUUGUACAUAGCAUUCAGACUAUAUUGUACAUUUAUUGUAUAUAACUGCGAUAUUUGCAUGUUGUAAUAAUAAUAAUAAUAACUAUUAUGAAACCAUUUUUAAAUAAUAACAAUACGUUUCUUAAGUACGACCUUGUCAUGUAGCCUAUUUGCUGUUCUAGGCAUAAGUCCGGUUUAUAAUGUAGAAACUUGUAUAGUUAUAAACAUGACGGGACUUCAUAUAUUUUAAAAACAUUGAAAGGUACAAUCUUUCUGAAAACACAGGCCGGACUCAGAUGUAAAUUAAUUAUUCAUACGUGGCAGAAAAUAAAUAAAGGCAUGACUUUUAAACAAUUCUUGUAACACUCCUGA
Messenger RNA from Ctenopharyngodon idella (grass carp), 2352 nucleotides. RefSeq names its product homeobox A10b (gene hoxa10b). The transcript has 2 exons. Gene Ontology annotation, biological process: regulation of transcription by RNA polymerase II. Gene Ontology annotation, cellular component: nucleus. Lineage: Eukaryota; Metazoa; Chordata; Actinopteri; Cypriniformes; Xenocyprididae. Gene Ontology annotation, molecular function: RNA polymerase II cis-regulatory region sequence-specific DNA binding; DNA-binding transcription factor activity, RNA polymerase II-specific. The record is from RefSeq and is a predicted model, not a curated record. The coding region runs from base 668 to 1714 and encodes 348 amino acids.